Bacillus rossius redtenbacheri is the source of this 1639-nucleotide messenger RNA. Its product is annotated as tubulin beta chain-like. Gene Ontology annotation, cellular component: cytoplasm; microtubule. The transcript is spliced from 6 exons. The record is from RefSeq and is a predicted model, not a curated record. NCBI's taxonomy places the organism in Eukaryota, Metazoa, Arthropoda, Insecta, Phasmatodea, Bacillidae. Gene Ontology annotation, molecular function: GTP binding; structural constituent of cytoskeleton; GTPase activity. Bases 158 to 1486 code for a protein of 442 amino acids. Gene Ontology annotation, biological process: microtubule cytoskeleton organization; mitotic cell cycle.
ACAUAGAGGAAGAAGAGUUACACUAGCUUGCUCUUUUCAUUCUGUUGAACAUUCCAAACAAGAGGUAAAUUCAUGUGAAAUUUUGGUAGAAAAUUAUUCGGUAACAUUUCGUUUGUAUUUUAUUUUAAAUUCAGUGUGGUUUGUUUUUUGUACAAAAAUGCGUGAAAUUGUUCACAUGCAGGCAGGCCAGUGCGGCAACCAGGUGGGAGCCAAGUUCUGGGAGGUGAUAUCGGACGAGCAUGGCAUCGACCAAAAUGGGACGUACCACGGCGACUCCGACCUGCAGUUGGAGCGCAUCAAUGUCUACUACAACGAGGCCACAGGAGGCAAGUACGUGCCGCGGGCCGUUCUGGUGGACCUCGAGCCGGGAACGAUGGACGCGCUCCGUGCCGGGUCCUUUGGCGAGAUCUUCCGGCCGGACAACUUCGUGUUCGGCCAGAGCGGCGCGGGGAACAACUGGGCCAAGGGCCACUACACGGAGGGCGCGGAGCUAGUGGACUCGGUGCUAGACGUGGUCCGCAAGGAAGCGGAAAACUGCGAAUGCCUGCAGGGCUUCCAGCUGACGCACUCCCUGGGCGGCGGCACGGGUUCCGGCAUGGGUGCCCUCCUCAUAUCCAAAAUACGUGAGGAGUACCCCGACCGCAUGAUGCUCACGUUCAGUGUCAUGCCUUCUCCGAAGGUGUCGGACACGGUGGUCGAGCCAUACAACGCUACACUGUCAGUGAACCACCUGGUGGAGCACACGGACGAGACAUUCUGCAUCGACAACGAGGCGCUGUACGACAUCUGCUUCCGCACGCUGAAGCUGACGACGCCCACGUACAGUGACCUGAACCACCUGGUUUCGGCCACUAUGUCGGGUGUGACGACGUGCCUGCGCUUCCCCGGCCAGCUGAACGCCGACCUGCGCAAGUUGGCCGUCAACAUGGUGCCGUUCCCCCGUCUGCACUUCUUCAUGCCCGGCUUCGCCCCGCUCACGUCGCGUUGCAACCAGAACUACCGCGUCCUCUCUGUGCCCGAGCUGACUCAGCAGAUGUUCGAUGCCAGGAACAUGAUGACUGCCUGCGAUCCGCGACACGGCCGCUACCUUACAGUCGCCGCCAUCUUCCGUGGCCGCAUGUCCGUUAAGGAGGUGGACGAGCAGAUGUUGAACGUGCAGCAGAAGAACAGCACUUGCUUCGUGGACUGGAUCCCGAGCAACGUGAAGACCGCCGUGUGCGACAUCCCGCCGCGUGGUCUCAAGAUGUCCGGUACUUUCAUAGGCAACACCACGUCCAUCCAGGAGCUGUUCAAGCGGAUCACGGAGCAGUUCAGUGCCAUGUUCAGGCGCAAGGCCUUCCUUCACUGGUACACGGGCGAAGGAAUGGACACCACUGAGUUUAUUGAUGCAGAGGAGAAUAUGAAUAACUUGAUAAGCGAGUACCAGCAGUACCAGGAGGCGAGUGCGGAAGAUGAUCUAGAAGAAGAAGAGGAAAACAUUGGUUGACACUAACUGCUGCCUGCACAACUGUUUUAUUUUGCUAUACCAGAUUGUUCUCAAGAUAUCUACACUGUUUUAUUUGAAUAUCUUUAAAAAUCCCUGUGUUUUAUCUUUUUUUAAAUAAAAAAAACUUAAGUAAGUUUAUUUUUCUAUACUAAA